Penicillium brasilianum is the source of this 1369-nucleotide messenger RNA. The record is from the annotation of a GenBank genome assembly. NCBI's taxonomy places the organism in Eukaryota, Fungi, Ascomycota, Eurotiomycetes, Eurotiales, Aspergillaceae.
CAGCUCCACCCGAGCGGAAUUUAAAAAGGACGCGACCGCCCGUCGAUCGAGAGUCGACCAUACAGCGAGUCUCCGACCGUACCAGAGGACAGAGAGGACGCGGGUAUACAUACGCUGCACGUUAUAGUUGGCCCUGUCUUGUAGGAGCUUGGGCCAUCCCUACCCAAACUCGAUCUCUUCGAUUUUCGAACGUGAUCGACUCCAACUUCUUUUGAAUCCCCGUCUCGAGGCCUGAUGUUUUGAUUCAACCCCACUCUGGUUCCUUUUUUUUUUACUAUUUCCAGAAAUAUUGCCCCCCCACAGCAUGACCGAAGAGAAUUAUCGUCCACGAUCGCCCGACUUCUCCUCUCCCUCUCACCCCAACUCCAACGCCAGCAUCAACUCCGACUCCAACUUCACGUACAACCCCACUCCGUACGCGCCGCAGAGCCCCGUCAACCAGCGCGCCUCUUACGACGCCUCUCCCUUUUUCUCCUCGACUUAUCAACGCCCCACUUCUUCGAGUCGCGUUCCCCAACAGUACGUGCCUCCUUUCCACGGCUUCGACGAGAUGGCCCGUCGCUCAUCGCGUUUGCAGCCCGCGGACGCGCCCGUCCCCGUCGCCGCUGCUCCCGAGACAAUGCCCGCCAUCGCCCCCUUGCAAGAUGAGGCCCUCCAGCCUCGCCCUGGAGCUGCCAUUGAAGUGAAAACUAAAUUCCCCGUCGCGCGCAUCAAACGCAUUAUGCAAGCCGAUGAAGACGUUGGCAAGGUUGCCCAAGUCACUCCCAUCGCUGUCUCCAAAGCACUCGAGCUCUUCAUGAUCUCCCUCGUCACCAAAGCCGCCCAAGAAGCCAAGGAGCGCAAUUCCAAGCGCGUCACCGCCACUCACCUGAAACACGCGGUCGCCAAAGACGAAGUACUCGAUUUCCUGGCCGACAUCAUUGCCAAGGUUCCCGAUGCUCCCGCUGGCCGCAAACACGAAGAUGACGGCAGUGAUCAAAAUGAGGGUCGUCGGAAGCGGGGUGGACGGCGACCCAAGGAGGAGAGCGAUUGAUGAAGAGCACUGCGCUAUUUGGACACGAUUGACGACGUGCUAGAAAUGGGACCGGCACCCGGCGCAUUGAUGAUCUGGAAGACCUUUUUUUUUUGUUUCCUCUCCCUUGCCAUUGUAUUUCUGGGAGGGCGUUCUGGGUGGGUUGGGACUUUUUUUUAUGUUAUUUCUCCUCUUACUGGGCAGAGGGGUAGCGCAUCUUUUUGUUUCUGUGAAUAGGUUCGGUGUAGUCCUGCGCUUAGGAAACUCGCGUCCAUCCCCAAAACAAUGGAAAAAUUGGGCCGCGAUGAGAUUCAAACAAUUGCAUUUUCCAGGCGUAGACGAAACCUAAACAAUUUC